AUGCCCUUUCUGGCCGAGCCGAAUGACCUGGUGGACAUAAAACAAAGAGAUAAUGAACCUUUAAAGGACUACAUUCAACGUUUUAUGCGGGAAGCCACCAGAGUGAAAUCCCUCAGUGGUGAUGGUAAAUUGAUAGCCAUAAAUUCAGGAAUCAAAGUAAAGAUUUUGUUAUGGAGCAAUUUGAAAAGGAAAUCUGCACGUACCACUCAGGAGUUCCUUGAUUGGGCAGAGGAAUUCAUCAACCUUGAAGAAGCCAAGCGAAAGGCAGUUGUAUCGUACAGAAGACCUCCAUCAAUUAGGAAGGAUGUUAACAAAUGGGAUAUGACUAAGUUCUGUCGGUUUCACAAUGACUAUGGUCAUGAAACCAAUGAAUGUAACCACCUAAAGGAGAAGAUAGAAUUCCUCAUUCGGCAAAACAAUGCCCAUCUGAAGAGCUAUGUAUGGUCGGCUGUCGACCAGCAUCCUCAACAGCCUCCUCAGCAACAGUCUCAACAGUAUCAAAGCAAUCAUCCUCUCCUACUGCCACCAGUUGCUAGUCAACUAGAUAUGAUAUGUGGCGAACUACAUUUGGCCAAAAACUCCGGCAAAGCUCGAGAAAGAUAUGCUUGUUCCCUUAGGCACGAGCAAGAGGAAGAUGCACUAGCUGUCCAGGAGCGUACUCCCAAACAGCCUCGCUACGAGUGUGAGCCCAUCACACUCAGCGACGAAGACACAAGUCACAUACAUCAUCCACAUAAUGAUUUUUUUGUAGUAGAAGUACAGAUCGCUAAUAUGAUCGUGGCCCAAACGAUGAUUGACCAUGGGUCAUCUGCCAACAUCUUGUUCAAAAGUACCUUGGAAAGGAUGAAUUUGAGCAUCAGAGAUCUGGAACCAUGCGAGUAG
This is a messenger RNA of Humulus lupulus (European hop), 882 nucleotides long. RefSeq lists its product as uncharacterized. NCBI's taxonomy places the organism in Eukaryota, Viridiplantae, Streptophyta, Magnoliopsida, Rosales, Cannabaceae. The coding region runs from base 1 to 882 and encodes 293 amino acids. The transcript is spliced from 2 exons. The record is from RefSeq and is a predicted model, not a curated record.